This is a messenger RNA of Aphis gossypii (cotton aphid), 2114 nucleotides long. Its product is annotated as 7SK snRNA methylphosphate capping enzyme-like. Lineage: Eukaryota; Metazoa; Arthropoda; Insecta; Hemiptera; Aphididae. Gene Ontology annotation, molecular function: snRNA binding; RNA methyltransferase activity; O-methyltransferase activity. The transcript is spliced from 5 exons. The record is from RefSeq and is a predicted model, not a curated record. Bases 928 to 1875 code for a protein of 315 amino acids. Gene Ontology annotation, biological process: snRNA modification.
GGUGAUCGUGAUGGCGUCGGCACUGUUCGCACUCGUAAGCGGUCGCGCAAAAACGCAUCGCUUAUUCGAUCGUACUAAAACAAAAAAAAAUCGUAAAUCGUAAUCCGCAAUUCACGUAUCGCGAUCGUCAAAGACGAUCGUUUGCGGUGGAGAGAUUCUGGAAACGCGUGUGGUAACGGAUCGCGCCGCCAGUGGCAGCACUGCGACAAGCCUCGAGACACGCAUUUCUCGGCACCGAUCAUAAGUUGGCAGUUAAACUUAAACGUAUCGUUUGAUGUUAUGCUCAAAGUCGAUACUCGCGAUUCAAUAUCACAGGAACCACGGACUUAGGAGUUACUACGUCAUACGUCGUUAUGAUACAAGUGUCUACUAUCAAUAGUUGUACCGUACCACCUCCGAACCGCAGAUUGAAACUGGACAGAUUAAAUAUUAUCAAAUAAUAUUUGAUUCGUGUCUGAACGAACGGUGGUCAGUGAACGUUUUCCGUUUGGUAAGCCGUCGGCGGGCACGUCGAUUUCGCGUCUCGCAAAAACACGUGUUUGUGUGCGUUUUGUUUAUUUUAUCUGUCGUUUGUGAUAGAUAAGUUCUCGUCCCAUUCUCGACGACUGCGAGAUCUUGUCGAUUUGGUUUUGGUGACUGCAGUACAAUCGUGAUAUGAAAACCGGAACAGUGGAUAUUGACCACGUCCAAAGUGAAAACAAUAGCUGUUUGUCGUGCAGAGUAUCUGGUUCGGUUACUUUCUUAUCGGUCGCCACGUAGGUACUUCUAUUUCCGCUGUAAGCACAUUAAACCCGUAUAUUACUUAGGAACUCCAAGUAUGAUAUCUUUAGCUGUAGCGAGAGCAUUAGAUUUGAAACCAUUCAAUGGUUAAUAUUUUAAUAUCAACCAUAGCAUUUAUUGUAAAGUAAUUUUAAAAGUCCAAUCAAUAUGCAAUCCUCAUCAUCACAAAAACGUUACAAACCUCUGCAGAUUGUCAAGAUAUCAGCUAUAUCAAACCAAAAAAACAAUAGAAACGAGCCCAAGUUUAAAGACAAAAAUGCGUUGUUUAAAUAUGGAAAUUAUAAUAGAUACUAUGGUUAUCGCAAUCCAGAUGAUGAAGAUAAUAGGCUGAAAGUGUUAACUGAACGUAUAGAUUUAUUUUGUGGCAAGGAUGUGUUGGACAUUGGCUGUAAUAUUGGCCAUGUAACAUUCAGCGUUGCUAGAGAUUUUGGUGCAAAGUCGGUCGUAGGAAUGGAUAUUGAUCGUAAACUAAUAAAUAUUGCACGCAAAAAUAUACAGCAUUACAUCAACGAUACGGCGCAGUCUUCCUUACACCGGUCACUAGAUUACCAUUUUAAAGAUAAUGCUUCUAGAAGUCAUAAUGAUCCAAACUGUGAUAAAAUCAAAUCAUUUCCUACAUCAUUAGCUACUCUAUAUGGCCCUAUUAAUUUACCUGGUAUGACAGUAUCUGGAAGAUUUCCCUACAAUGUAUCGUUUUUACAAGGAAAUUAUGUAUUAGAAUCUGACCAUUUACUAUCAUUGGAAACAUGUAAGUUCGACGUUAUUCUCUGUUUAAGCAUUACCAAAUGGCUUCACUUGAAUUGGGGUGAUGACGGUUUAAAACGAGCUUUCAAACGUAUGUAUGCACAGUUGCGACCUGGUGGAAUACUUGUGGUAGAACCUCAGCCAUGGAAAUCAUAUAGUCGUAGAAAAACAUUGACAGAAAACAUUUGGAAAAAUUACAAAAAUAUUCAACUGAAACCAACAAUGUUUACAGACUAUCUAUUGAAUGAAGUUGGUUUUUCCAACUGUGAAAGUAUCUCUAUACCUUAUAACCCAUCUAAAGGGUUCCAACGUCCGCUCAGUUUGUAUAAAAAACCUUUCAUCAGUGCCUAGAAAGAAACCAAAGUGCAUAAUAGUUUAACUAAAUGAAACGUAAAAUUCCUAAACAUAGUAUUAAAAUACUUUAUAAUUUGUUAUAAUUCAAGUUCAUUGCUUAAUAAUUGGUUAUUUAACAUUUUCAUAUCUCUUAAUAUUUAAUACUAUUAUUUAAGUUAUAUUAAUUUUACAAUUUGGAAGAUGAAUUAAUAUUUUUAUUGUUUAAAAUAUUUAAUAUAUUAAUUUUUUUUUCAUUA